AUGGGUCAAACACAGAGUGGAGCAGAUAAGGAAGUGACUCUUCAAGACAUCCAGGAACUCUACCGUAAGUUUGCCAGUGAAUGUCCGAGUGGAAAUCUGCACUUACAUGAAUUCAAAAGAAUCUUUGGAAUCAACAGCAACUCCACAGAAGAAGAAUCUGCAUACAUGGAAAAUGUGUUUCGAUCCUUUGAUACGAACAAGGACGGUAAAAUAGACUUCAUGGAGUACGUGGCGGCGCUGCAUCUGGUGCUUCGUGGAAAACUGGAGGACAAGCUGAGGUGGUCCUUUAAAGUUUACGACAGAGAUGGAAACGGCUGUUUGGACAGACAGGAAGUGAGACAACUUGUAAAAAUCAUCUACAAGAUAAAGAUGCACAACGAUCCGAGCGUCGAGGGGAAUAUUGAAGAUAUCUGUGACAGAAUAUUUGAUCUGGUGGACAAGAACAACGACAGUCAGAUUUCUCUGGAGGAAUUCAUUGAGGGUGCUGAGAAGGACCCGUGGGUGAUGGAUCAGCUCAAGCUGGACAUCGGGGCCUGUGAUUGGUUCGUUGACAAGCAGGAGAAGAAGCCCUGACUUCAUGAUGUACGGCGUGUUUUUACUAUCAAUGACUGGACGCUGAGUGACGGUAAUAAUCUGCCUUCAGUGUUCGGGAUGUUUCAGGAUAAUCUGAGGGAUUAUCUCUUCGGCUGCUUGGAGGUGAAUCGUCAAUUAAAUGGAGGUGAGAGGACACAGCUGUGUGUCAUGGCUGAAGAGAGCCUGACGUCCUCUAAACAGACCUCUACAAUGUUUUAUACAUCUGGAAACAGCUGCAGGGAGACCCCAGUUGACCCCCUCCAGACUAUAAGCAGCGUUUCCCUGCAUGUGCAUCAUCAGCAGGACAUAUUCAGACUGGAUCCAUGUUUAUAACCAUCAGCUGAAACCUUGAGAUCUGCUCUGUGCUGCUGCAACAAACCAGUUAUUAUUGACUCAUUUAUUUAUUCAUUCAUUUAUUUUUGAUUUCGUCAGGUUCCAUCCUCCGUGUGUUUCUUCCCCCGCCUUCAUCAGCGCUAUCAAUCAUCUGAGAAUUUAAAUAGAUUUGAUUAAAGCACCAUUUGGGAAAUACGCUUAUUCACUUUCCUGCUGACAGUAAGCUAAGACGAUUAACACCCCUCUCAUGUCUGCACGCUAAAUAUACAGCCAGGAGACACUUAGCUUAGCUUAGCUUAGCUUAGCAUAAAGACUGGGAGCAGGGGGAAACAGCUAGCCUGGUUCUAUCCAAAGUUAAAAAGAAUACACCUACCAACACC
Molecule: messenger RNA, 1286 nt
Organism: Sebastes umbrosus (honeycomb rockfish)
Lineage: Eukaryota; Metazoa; Chordata; Actinopteri; Perciformes; Sebastidae
Product: guanylyl cyclase-activating protein 2-like
Exons: 4
Coding region: 1-573 (190 amino acids)
Biological process (GO): visual perception
Cellular component (GO): photoreceptor inner segment; cone photoreceptor outer segment
Molecular function (GO): calcium ion binding; calcium sensitive guanylate cyclase activator activity
Source: RefSeq, a predicted model, not a curated record